AUGGCGAUCAUUGAUCCCGCCUUUGUUCAAGGCGCCGCCGCCUUCGCUCGGCAGGUUGCCUCUGAGACCGUCAGCAGCGUGAUCAACAGCGCGACCGAUUCGUCUUCCGUGGUCUCUUCCUCGUCUGCGCCGGCUCCCUCGCCGACCGCUCCCUCACCACCGGCCUCGACCACGGACUCCCCAGCAAAUAGUGCGACAAAUAAUCCCAAUCAACCCCAAAAUACCGGCCAAAGUUCGCCGCUGCUGUUCUUUGUCGCACUGGGGUUUGGUGUGGUCUUCACCAAUCUAUGGAUCAUCGUCGGCGUUAAAUACUGCUUCCGAUAUAAUGCCAGGAAUCGGCAGAUGCGGCUCAAUGAGGAUGGCGAACCGAUCAACCUGGAGAAUAUGCCUCGGCCGCACAGGAGGAGGAGGGAGAAGAAACUCAUGACCAUGGAAGAGGUCAAUGAGAAAUUCCCGAUGCUCAAGUACAAGAACUGGGUCGCUGGUCGUGCCCAUGAGGGCCUUCCGACCCAGGGAGGCGUCUCGACCCCGCCAAGCCGAGCCAACAGCGUGCGAUCCGUUGAUGGAGUCGUUCCGGAACUACCGCCCAAGGAGCACGAGUCCACAGAGGACCGGCCUGCGACAGCUGCGACAGCCAAGGACAGCCAUCGGGACUCGACCUCUGCGAACCAGCUCGAUAGGAUACCUACGGCUGCCGAUGUGCAGCCCGCGACGACCACUGCCCAACCAGCUGUUGCGUUACCCAAGGUCACGACCAGGACGUCUAGUUUCGAUGAAGAUGACGAUGAUCACAUCGAUGCUGCUUUGCCUCCAGAGAUGAUGGACGCCCCGGGUGAUACCUGCGCCAUCUGCAUCGACUCUCUCGAAGACGAUGAUGAUGUCCGAGGCCUGACCUGCGGGCACGCCUUCCACGCUGUCUGCCUUGAUCCCUGGCUUACGAGCCGCAGAGCCUGCUGCCCGCUGUGCAAGGCCGACUAUUAUGUUCCCAAGCCUCGACCUCAGCCAGGCGAGGGCGGAGACGGGACGACUGGUGUCAUCCAAGUCACCCUGAAUGAGAACGGUCGCAACAGAAUGCCUUCCAGACCGCAGAACUCAUGGUUCGGUCUGCGCGGCAACGGUCGGUUCUUCCCCAGCCGCAAUAGGACCACCACCAAUAGCGACAACGCUGCCACUGUCCAGGGCACGCCGGCUGAGCAACCUGCUGGUCAAGAGGCGGCGGCGCAACAGGCUCCGACACAACAGGCUACUCCGGAGCGACGGGGCGGACUUUUCAGCCGAGGCCACCGCCACCGUCAAGCGGAUGCCGGAGCCGCGCCAGCUGCGUCCACAUCGCCCGAGGUUCACACACAGCCCUCCAGCAACUCUGGUGGAAUGCUCGGUGGCAUCACUUCGCGUCUCCCGGGGUUCAGGUCCAACCAGACCCAGCAGCAGGUUCAAGAACCAGAGCAGGUCGCUUCCAACACCGGCCCGGAGGCCACAAAUGCUCAACCCACUCCGUCUCAACUUGAGGCUGGCGUGCGUUAA
Molecule: messenger RNA, 1524 nt
Organism: Thyridium curvatum
Lineage: Eukaryota; Fungi; Ascomycota; Sordariomycetes; Thyridiales; Thyridiaceae
Exons: 2
Coding region: 1-1524 (507 amino acids)
Biological process (GO): ubiquitin-dependent protein catabolic process
Cellular component (GO): cytoplasm
Molecular function (GO): ubiquitin protein ligase activity
Source: RefSeq, a predicted model, not a curated record